Anopheles coluzzii is the source of this 2685-nucleotide messenger RNA. RefSeq names its product alpha-amylase A-like. Gene Ontology annotation, biological process: carbohydrate metabolic process. The transcript has 2 exons. Lineage: Eukaryota; Metazoa; Arthropoda; Insecta; Diptera; Culicidae. Gene Ontology annotation, molecular function: alpha-amylase activity; cation binding. Bases 293 to 2629 code for a protein of 778 amino acids. The record is from RefSeq and is a predicted model, not a curated record.
GGGAAGAAUCUUCUACCACACGGUGCUAGCACUAGUGGGCGUGUGUUUAAGUCUGCAUUCCACCUCAGCGCAACAGUUGGGCCCUUUCACCAUACCAACGCUUGCUAAUGGAGGUGCUUUAGGAUUUUCGAACAAUUUUUUCAGCGCACUCGUUGAUCCACGAUCAAGAAGGCUAUCCUUCUCGGCUCAAGCUCCACCGAUCGGUGCAGAUGGCGGAUCGACGUCUUCUUUGUCUAGUUUCAUUGGAAGGUUUAAUAAUCCGCUCGCAGGCUUUCUGCCCGGUCAAACAAAUAUGGUGCCAAUACAAACGCCAUCGUUGUCGUCUUUAACGCCAUCAAAUGUUCCGGGAGUGUCCGAGUUUACCAACAUCUUGCGUACCUUUGGCAGUGGAAUUCCAAGUGGCGUGAAUCGUAUCCAAGGUGCAGCCAACACGUUCCAAAAUCUAGCCACAGAUGCUACACGAAGAUUCUUAACCCCGCCCAGUGUACGAUCAUCGUCCACCUCAUCUUCAAAUCCCUCGGUUCGACAGCUCCCGGGUGUGUCUGAAUUUACCAAUGCGUUGCGAUCAUUUGGUAACGCAAUUCCAGAUGGUAUCAAUCGCUUCCAGAGUGCUUCGAACACAUUUCAAAGCAUUGCCUCAAAUGCUACAGAAGCGUUCCUAAAUCCGUCCGGCGCGUUAUCGUCAUCAGUGAUCCCCUUGAAUCGGCUGCUUCCGGGAGUCCCUCAGUUUACCAACAUUUUGCGAUCGUUUGGUAAUGCAUCGAACACAUUCCAAGCAAUUGCUUCAAAUGCUACAGAAAGAUUCUUAAAUCCGUUCGGCGUACGAUCAUCGUCUUCAACAUCUUCACACCUUCCGGGAGUGUCCGAGUUUACCAACAUUUUGCAAUCAUUUGGCAACGGUAUUCCAGCCGGAAUAGGACGCAUUCGAAAUGCAGCCAAUGCCUUUCAACGUCUUGCUUCGAACGCUUCGCAAACGGGUUUCAAUUCAGCUGCUGUCCUAAGUCAGUUUGCCACGCUUGUCCCGAACACCGGACAACGUGCUAUAAUACCCUUACAUAAUGUUAAUUUUACCUCAAAUGCUGAAGUGAGCGUUACCGCUGGUAAUGCCGGGGAAGACUCGGAAGGCAACGAGGUAGAUACUUCCUCAAAGUUAGCAAUUGCCCCGCGUGUUGAUGUUCCUGUAAAUCGCAACGAUCCUCACUACUACCCCGGUCGGCAGGUGAUGGUGCAUCUGUUCGAGUGGACCUUCGACGCCAUUGCUGAGGAGUGUGAGCAGAUCCUAGGUCCUACCGGAUACGGUGGCGUACAGGUAUCGCCCAUUAAUGAGUACGUGAUUGCACCGAACCGCCCCUGGUGGGAACGGUAUCAACCGAUCUCGUACAUCAUAAACUCUCGAUCAGGUAGUGAACACCAGUUUGCCACCAUGGUACGACGCUGUCAACUUGCCGGUGUUCGUGUGUACGUGGAUGAAGUGGUGAAUCAUAUGGCAGCACCAGGAGCGGAUGUUCCCUUGUUCGGCACGGCUGGGUCACCCAGCAAUCCGGGUGAUCGGGAAUAUCCCGCCGUACCUUACAACCAAUCCCACUUUCAUCCGGACUGCACCAUCCGGAACUAUCAAAACGCCACAGAAGUACGUGACUGUGCGCUCAAUGGGUUACCGGAUCUAAAUCAAACGGAACCGUACGUUCAGGAUCGUAUCGUUGAGUUUAUGAAUCGGUUGAUCGAGCUGGGUGUGGCGGGCUUCCGGAUGGAUGCGAGCAAACACAUGUGGCCGGAGGACUUAGAUGCGAUCUACAAACGGUUGCAGUUCUUGAACGAAUCUUUUGAGUUUUCAAAGGAAGCGAGACCUUUUAUCUACCAGGAAGUGAUCGAUCUUGGCAGUGAGCCAGUGACGGCAUCCCAAUACACCGAUCUUGGCCAUGUGACCGAGUUCAAGUACUCCCUCUUCGUUGGGCUCAUCUUCCGUGGUGCAUUGAAAGUUUCCGCACUGGAAGCACUGACCCGCGCCAAUGCCACUCAGGUCGGCCUAACACCGUCCGAUGCGGCCCUAGUGUUCGUGGACAAUCAUGACAACCAGCGUGGACAUGGAGCGGGCGGUGAUUCUAUUCUUACCUUCAAAGAUGGACAAACGUACACCCAAGCGAUCGCUUUCACAUUGGCCACCGAUUACGGAACCGUCCGGCUAAUGAGUUCGUACAACUUUACCGACACCGAUCAAGGACCACCGUCGGAUGAUCGGGCGAACAUCUUACCACCCGGCAUCAAUGCUGAUGGCUCUUGCCAAAAUGGGUGGGUUUGUGAGCAUCGUUGGCCAGUGGUGAGGCGGAUGGUACGCUUUCGCAAUUUCGUUGCACCAGCCCCGCUAACGGACGUGCAGUACUCGGGUGGAACGUUCGCUUUCUGUCGGGGAGCGAUAGGGUUUGCGCUGUUUAACGCUGGACCGGAAACGUCUGAUGGCAUUUGGAAGGCGUGUUUGCCACCGGGAGAGUACUGUGAUAUCAUAUCGGGUGCAAGAGACGGAUCGAUGUGCACCGGAACGCGGGUUCUAGUCGAUGGCGAUGGAAGGGUUAGCUUAACCGUACCGAGAUCCUCUAGCGUUGUGCUUGAUUUGCUUAAUCGUGUAUCUUAAAUAUAAAGCUAAAUAAAACAUCAAUAAGCGACUUUUCCAAAUUAUACAAUCCCAAA